GCGGAAGCGCGCUGCCAGGUCGGGCGGUGGGGCCGGUCCCGGUGCGGGUCCCGGUGCGGAGCGGUGAGGGCCGGGCCGGGCCGGGCCAGGCCAUGGCGCUGCUGCUGGAGCACGAGUUCAAGCCGCUGCCGGCCGAUAAGCAGAUCGAGACGCUGCCCUUCCUGGAGGCUGUGGCGCACCUGCCGCCCUUUUUCGAUUGCCUGGGGACUCCCAUCGUCUACUCGCCAGUCAAAGCAGACCUGACUGGAAAUAUCAAGAAAAUCCGGGCGGUUUACGACUCCAACCCUGCCAAGUUCAAAACGCUGCAGAACAUCCUGGAGGUGGAGAAGGAGAUGCAUGGCUCAGCCUGGCCCAAGACGGGUGCGACGCUGGCGCUGAUGUGGUUGAAAAGGGGCCUGAAGUUCAUGCUGGUGUUGCUGCAGAGCAUCUCCGACGGCGAGCGGGACGAGGAGCAUCCGAACCUCAUCCGGGUGAAUGCCAUGAAGGCUUACGAGAUCGCGUUGAAGAAAUACCACGGCUGGAUGCUGCAGAAGCUGUUCAUGGGCUCAGUCUAUGCUCUUCCGUACAAAUCGGAUUUGCUGAAGGCAUUAGAGAAGGGUAAAGACGUCAAAGAGGAGGAAAGCAUAGAGAAGAUUCAUCAGUUUCUCUCGAGGGUCACUCCCAUCCUGGAUGCGAUUUAUGAGAUGUACACAAAGAUGAACGCCGAGCUGAGCUACAAAGCCUAAGGCUUGCACGGGACUGGCAGGGCUGAAAUAAGGUGUGAUGGGUGCUACCUGUGUCUUUAAUCACUGAGGCAGCCAGGGCUGCUCCCGGCUGUCAGGCGACUUUGAUUCUCCUCUGGAUCUGCAGUGGAUAACCUGUUUUCUUAAAAAAAAAAAAAAAAUUCAUUUUCUAUUGAGAAUAUGGCAAUAAAACAAUUGUACCCCAUGUUAUCGUAGGAUUUCUCAAGCUUUUGUACUAAAGAGGAAAAACAAGUGUUUCUAGUCCUAACCACCGGGUUUGUGUCUACUGCGGUACGGGGAAUGAAGCGCGGCUGGCGGCAGUGUCCCGCUGAUGCUACCUUGACUCUUGGACUGCACCGCUGCACCCUCGGCUGCGCUGCGCCUGGUACCUGCCGCGUGCUGACGGGCGCCCGAUCGGCACCUGAGUGAGAAACUUCCCGAAUGAUGCCAACGAUGCCCGUGGCGGAGGAGCUGAUGAUUUUCCCCAGUGACCCCCAGUUCCUCCAGUGCCUGCGUGGGAGCAAGUCCCCUCUGCUGGGACGGCUGCACCGGCUGAAGCCGGGGGACUGUUCUGACACGGUGUUUGUGGGAGCACGUGUUGCCUUGUUCACCGACCGCCUUACAGUGCUGCCGAGCCCCAUGUUGGUGGGGCAGGGAGGCAAAAUUUAAUAAAAACUCACGGUAACCUC
This is a messenger RNA of Harpia harpyja (harpy eagle), 1411 nucleotides long. RefSeq names its product glycolipid transfer protein (gene GLTP). Gene Ontology annotation, cellular component: cytoplasm; membrane; cytosol. The record is from RefSeq and is a predicted model, not a curated record. Gene Ontology annotation, biological process: ceramide transport; intermembrane lipid transfer. Gene Ontology annotation, molecular function: ceramide 1-phosphate binding; ceramide 1-phosphate transfer activity. The transcript is spliced from 5 exons. Bases 93 to 725 code for a protein of 210 amino acids. NCBI's taxonomy places the organism in Eukaryota, Metazoa, Chordata, Aves, Accipitriformes, Accipitridae.